Molecule: messenger RNA, 1906 nt
Organism: Misgurnus anguillicaudatus (oriental weatherfish)
Lineage: Eukaryota; Metazoa; Chordata; Actinopteri; Cypriniformes; Cobitidae
Source: RefSeq, a predicted model, not a curated record
GCGGAUGUUUUUACUAUGUGAAACGUCCCUCUCUGGUAUCCUUGCGCAGCUUACGGCAUCAUCGGCUAACAAAUUGAUAUAUAUAUAACUAUGCACAAAACGCAGGUGGUUGGCCAUUGACUGGGUCUGCAGGCUUCUCCUCCGGUUUCGGGGCUGGUUCUGGUACCGGUGCUGCCGGUGAGAAAAAACAGUGAGCUUAGUUUCACACAUGGGAUCUAUGCCAGGAGUCAGUUUACAGAUGGAGCGAGUGACCCCUGAAGCUGCUUACUGCCUGGUGCUGGAGGAGGAGAAGGGGCUGAAGUAGAGGCAGAGGUCGGGGUCGGACCCACGGUGAACAUAGACUGGCAGCCAUUGACUACACAGAGCUGAGUGACUUGUGCAGAAUAACAGAGCUAAAUAAUAGUUGUACUUCUACUGAAGAGGCCCAUAAAAAAUUCAUGAACUCUUAUAAAAGAGUUUUACUGCGACCUCAGACAUCUUUACCCAGAAUUCACCUCAAAAGCAGCAUUCGAACUUCAAUGAAGCUGAGAUUUUCUGAGUCUUCUCAUGAGUUCAGAAGACAGCCAGAUGGAAAACUUACACAGGAGUCACUCAUCAGUCAUGUGAUCAAAGCCCUUAAGAAACUCCCCAUUGAGAGAUGUCAGUAUGAACAUCAUGUCAUUUAUAAACUCCUGAAGGGUAUCCACAGUGUGACUUCUCAGCUUGGCUCACAGGAGCUGAAACAGAUCAGUACCAUCUCCACCAUCGAGACCUGGGACCGCGGACAGGUCGUUUUCGGACAUAAUGGAUUUUACAUCGUCCUGAUGGGCUCUGUGAAACCAUACAAUCGGGAAACGCUUAAAGAGGAACAGAAACUCCCUACAAUUGCUGCUGGAGGUUCCUUUGGUUCUUUUGGACCUGUAAACUCUGCAGAUGGAGAUGCUAUCAUCCAAUGUGUCCUGACGCUGGAGACCUGCGAGAUUCUAAAAAUAUCUCGUUUUGGAUACGAGAAGCUAAAAAAGGACAUCUUGGCACAGGAUCAUUCCGUUAAACUGACUAUGAUCCAGUCUUGCCAGCUAUACCUUCAUUGGCCGAAACCCUCCAUCAGCCACCUUGCCAACGUCACACAGCUAAAAACAUUUCCUGCUAAUCAAGUGCUGGUAAAGGAAGGAAAGGUCUGUCCAUUUGUGGUCUUCAUUGGCUAUGGAGAAUGUAAUGUCCUCCAGGACGUUGGGUCGUUUGUAAAACCGAUGGACAAAAAGGGCUGCAAGAUCAAAUUUGUGGUGGUUGGUAAACUGGGGCCAAAGCAAUCAUUUGGAGAGGUCAGUAUCCUUAUGGAUCAGCCCUCCCCUUUCACUAUCAUCACUGCCACUGAAGUUCAUGGAGGAAUUAUCCAAGCAGAAUCUCUGAAAGAGCUGGAUGCAGUGACCACCUCUCUUAUACUACAGACGGCACAACCAAUAAGUGGAAAGCUCAGUAAGGUAAAACAAGAGUCUAAAGGAGGAAGUCACAAAGGAGUUCCUCACACAGGAGAAGAUGAAAAAAUGGGAACUUGAGAAGAGGAAGAUACUGUCUGAUGCUGUGUUUUAUAAUGGCGUUCGCCCAGGAAAUGGCAAAUGGACGUAUAACCGAGGACCACGAGCAGUAACUGGGAAGAUCAAGACAUACACAUGAAUACGGACAAAUAACGUAAUGUUAUGCACAUCUAGACUCACCCACACAUUUAAACCCAGGCUCAUCCAAACAAGUAUGAAGACGAAAACCAGGACUCGAAGGAAAUGUAUGCAAAUGUCUCCAAAUCUUUAAACUCUGUUCUCCCAUAUGGUUUUGGAUCUCAUAGCUGACACAGACUCCAGCGACACACCUAUAAAUCAAGUAUCUCUACAUAAAUAAAAUAAAGUUUUGCGGUUCUUAAUGCUCAUUGAAA